GAAGAAAUUGGAAAUAAUUCGGUGCUAAAGUAAAAGCUUAAGAGCCCCUUUUUUCUACUGUUUCUUUCUUGAAUAUUAGUGUUUGCACAGAUCGUGGUAUUUACAAUUACAGGUCGGUUGUAUUUGGUGUUUGAAUUUUGGAAAGGGGUGUGAACCACAGGUACCAUCAUGCUUGUCUAGUAUGCAGUAUUGGACAAGGCAAUAGGUGCUAAAAUCCUGACAAUGCUCGUUUUCUGAUUAACAUGCCUCUCGUUGUUAUCUAUAAGAAGUUGCUUGUUGAUGAGAAAUGAGGCUAGCAAAAUAUUAUUUAUUCUGGAAGGUUUGUGAGGAUAGGUUUGAUUUCUAGCUCUCCAUACACAAAAGUCUGCAUGAGUUGGUAAGAUUUGUCCAACCUUCUUUCUUAUAGUCACCUCUAUUUUUAUCCAAUUUUAACCAAAAUUUACCUAUAGACUAUGUUGAUUAGACUAUCUUCUUCUAUAAGAUUGUUAAUCAUUUGAACAAUGUAUCAUUCUAAUUUAUUGGCAUUAGCUCUACUUUUGAGAAUGUUGCUGAUUCUAGAAAAUUACUAGCCAUCUGUUAAAGGGGACUUCUAUAUUUGUAUAUAUAGAUGUAAUUAUGCAUACAGCCUAAAUCUGUCCCUUCUGUCUGUUUAAUCUGAGUUUAAUGGCAUUCUUAGUAACCUCGAAGUGUUGGUUUUUGGCUACAGUUGUGGUAUACAGCUUUGUUUUGUCGUUGAAAUUAGGUAAAGCAUACGAAGAUCAUCCUCAUUUAGGUGCUGCAGGCGUAAUUGCAAAGGAAUUCUUGCCUAAAGCAGAAGAUGAAGGAGAAACUGAUCAGUAUUUCCCGCAAGCCGGGAUAAUAAACACCAAUCCUGCUAAUAUUGUUGACAAAGCCCUCAAAUGUUUCCACGAUAAGAAUAUUUACAGUAGCUGCGAUGAAGCUUAUAGACUAGGCCAAAGUGGAGAACUCAAUGUUCCACCUGAAUACACAGAUCAGUACUGCAAAGGACCAUGCCUAACUGAGACACACCAUGUGCUAGACUGUUUGGACGGCAUCGUGAAACACUUUAUAUUCUACAACAAGGCGGCGCUAAGUGCAGUGCGAGAAAGUAUCAAGACAGGAUGUAGUUAUGGUCCUAAACGAGGUGACUUCAGUGUGGCUGGGCACCUCCAAGUCGAAGAGAAUAGCGCACGUAGAGCCUCUAAAUCUGUCAUAUACGGGCUUUUGCUAAUGUUUAUGGCGUGGGGCGCAUUGUUUUAACGUUGCUUUGGUUGUCGUCUAUGAGAUCACAUUAUUAUAUGUAUUCUUUUUCAUACUUACGUUGCUAUUGCAUAUAAGUAAAUUUAUAGAUAAGUUAAAAAUCGGGCUGCACAUUUUA
Molecule: messenger RNA, 1378 nt
Organism: Olea europaea var. sylvestris
Lineage: Eukaryota; Viridiplantae; Streptophyta; Magnoliopsida; Lamiales; Oleaceae
Exons: 4
Coding region: 664-1260 (198 amino acids)
Source: RefSeq, a predicted model, not a curated record